Messenger RNA from Hydractinia symbiolongicarpus, 1533 nucleotides. Its product is annotated as glucoside xylosyltransferase 2-like. The record is from RefSeq and is a predicted model, not a curated record. Gene Ontology annotation, biological process: protein O-linked glycosylation via N-acetylgalactosamine. Gene Ontology annotation, molecular function: UDP-xylosyltransferase activity. Lineage: Eukaryota; Metazoa; Cnidaria; Hydrozoa; Anthoathecata; Hydractiniidae. The transcript has a single exon. The coding region runs from base 41 to 1375 and encodes 444 amino acids.
AAAUGAUGAUUAAUUUUUUUAUUAAAACCUUUUAUGAAUUAUGAAAAGAAAAAUGCCUAAACUAAUGUUAUCAGCGGUCUCAUAUGAACCUUUAUGUUCAGAGGAAAUUGGUGAUGUCAAUGGUCCACCUAGAACAAAAAAGAAAGGUAUACUAUGUGCGUCAUCUAAAAAACGUAUGUAUGCUUUAAUGAUCCUGUCUGGUGUUGCUCUUUUGUGGGUAUUUAUUUAUUAUAAGCUAUUAAAUCACCGAUUUGAGCUUCCAGAACCAUUAAGAGAAUUGCGAAAGAUGUUUGGGGAUGGUGAGGUAAAAAAGAGGCGUGGUCGAGAAGAUGAGACAGAAAAUGUGGUUGUCACCACUUUGGCAGAUACAGCAUGUCUUCCUCAGUUUUCUAAAGAACGAAAACCUGAAUAUAUACAUAUUGCUAUUGUGGCGUGUGGAAAACUGGCGGAUGAAGCCCUAGUAAAUAUGAAGGCAGCAACAUUAGUUUCAAAUGCUAACCUCUUUUUUCACAUAUUUACAGAUGAAAAACAUAUAAAACGGAAAACAUUUGAUAAAGAGCUACAGAGCUGGCCAGCAAUGACACAGCAUUGGCUCAUGUUUACAGUGUAUCCAAUAUAUUACCCAGUAAGCCAGGACCAUACACAAUGGUUGGAAUUGUUUAAACUGUGUGCCUCACAAAGAUUGUUUCUUGCUUCAAUUCUCGUUCAUAUAGACUCAGUUAUAUAUGUUGAUACUGAUGUUUUAUUUUUAAGACCACCGGAAGACCUGUGGGAGUAUUUUAAUAACUUUAACAAUACACAAAUUGCAGGCAUGGUCAGAGAAUGCGAACCAAGUACUUCAAAUUGUUGGUAUAACAAACAACUCUCUCAUCCAUAUGUCCAACCAUAUGGCGUAAACAGUGGUGUAAUGUUGAUGAAUUUAACGAGAAUGCGAAAUUUAAAAUGGGAACAUGAGCUGAUCAGUAUAUACAACGAUUAUAAUUCUAAAAUUGCCUAUGGCGAUCAAGAUAUCUUAAAUAUUUAUUUUCAUCGCCACAUGAAAAGCUUGUUUUUUUUAUCUUGUGAUUGGAACUAUCGACCACUUCACUGCAUACACGGAAAUUUAUGUUCCAAAGCAAAACGAAAUGGUGUUUCCUUAAUGCAUGGUAAUCAUGGUGUAUUUCGGGAUAAAAAAUUACUUCCUGAAUUUUUUGCAGUGUACGAUGCAUACAGUGACUACGAAUUUUCCCAUAAUGUAUUUCAAAAGGACGUUGUUAAGAACGCAUAUGAGAAGCUUUCAAAGCUGGCUAAAAAGAAAGAUGCUUCUAAAUGCACAAGGAUGAAGAAUGCGAUGUUGAAGCAUAUUCGCUGUAAAAAGACAGAUAGUGCGCAUUAGCAUUAUGAAUAAAUUGCUGUAGCACGUUAUUCUUUAUUUAAUUUUUUUUCAAUGCAUGUGCAUAAAAAAAUGUUAAAGUUUUUAAGUCAUGUAGGCAUUAUUCAUGAAUUCCGGUAAGAGAAUAAUUUUAGAGCAGGGUGGCCAAAAGUCCUUAAAUC